Abrus precatorius (Indian licorice) is the source of this 2072-nucleotide messenger RNA. Its product is annotated as UDP-glycosyltransferase 75C1-like. The coding region runs from base 117 to 1547 and encodes 476 amino acids. Lineage: Eukaryota; Viridiplantae; Streptophyta; Magnoliopsida; Fabales; Fabaceae. The transcript has a single exon. Gene Ontology annotation, molecular function: UDP-glycosyltransferase activity. The record is from RefSeq and is a predicted model, not a curated record.
CUCUCAUGAAGUCAUUAGUAGGGAAGUGGCAUGGUAUUAAUAGGCUAUGCUAUCGAAUUGAGUGUCCCCUGUGGAGAAGAAGCAAGUUCAGGCUUCCAUAACGCGUCAUCGGCACCAUGCGAUUCCUCGUCUUACUCUUCCCUGCACAAGGCCACAUAAACCCAGCCUUCAAUCUCUCAAAGCGACUCAUAGGUUUUGGAGCAGAUGUAACUAUCUCCACCACCCUCAACAUGCACCGUCGCAUCACCAACAAACCCACCCUCCCUUCCCUCUCCUUUCUCCCCUUCUCCGACGGCUACGACGACGGUUUCACCGCCACCCAGCACGCCGAUUUCAUCCUCUUCGUCUCCCAACUCAAGCGCUUGGGCUCCGAGUUCGUCACCAAUCUCAUACUCUCUCAGGCGGAAGAGGGUCGCCCUUUCACUUGUUUACUCUACACUCCACUCUUUAACUGGGCCGCUGAGGUGGCGCGUGGAUUUCACCUCCCCACCGCGUUGCUGUGGCCUCAACCAGCUACAGUGCUUGACAUUUUCUACCAUUACUUUCAUGGAUACAGUGACUACAUCACUGACAAAAUAAAAGAGUCCUCGUCCUCGUGUUCCAUUGAACUACCAGGACUGCCAUCAUUGCUACCCCGUGACCUACCUUCAUUUUUAUUGGCUUCGGACCCAACUUUUGACCCUCUAUGGGUUUCACUGUUUGAAGGGAUGCUUAAUGAUCUUGACGGGGAAACAAACCCCACAAUACUUGUCAACACCUUUGAAGAAUUGGAACCUCAGGCCUUGAGGACCGUUGAUAAGUUCAACAUGAUCCCCAUCGGACCGUUGAUUCCUUCUGCUUUUUUGGAUGGGAAAGAUCCUUCUGAUACUUCGUUUGGUGGCAACAUCUUUCACCUCUCAAAUGGUUACUUGGAAUGGUUGGACUCAAAAGAAGAGAUGUCAGUGGUGUAUGUCUCGUUUGGAAGUUUUGCUGUGUUGCCUAAGAAGCAAAUGGAGGAAAUUGCACGUGCGUUGUUGGAUUGUGGACGUCCAUUUUUGUGGGUUAUUAGAGAGAAAGAAAGGUCACGAAUUAAAGUUAAAGAAGAAGAAGAGGAGGAGCUAAGCUGCAUAGAGGAAUUAAAAGAGAAGGGGAAGAUAGUGACAUGGUGUUCUCAAGUGGAGGUCUUGUCACAUCCUUCUUUGGGUUGUUUUGUGACACACUGUGGGUGGAAUUCGACCAUUGAAAGCAUGGUUUCUGGGGUUCCUGUGGUGGCGUUUCCUCAGUGGACGGAUCAGAAGACUAAUGCAAAACUAAUAGAAGACGUGUGGAAGAUAGGGGUGAGAGUGGAUAUUCAGGUGAAUGGGGAAGGGAUAGUGGAAAGCGGGGAAAUUAGCAAGUGUUUGGAAGUGGUUAUGGGAAGUGGAGAAAAAGGAGAGGAAUUGAGGGAGAAUGCAAAGAAAUGGAGAAGUUUGGCCAAGGAAGCUGUGAAAGGUGGUUCUUCGGAAAAAAAUCUAAGGGCUUUUCUGGAUGACGUUGAUCAGGAACAUAUCCAUGUGGCUGUAAAAUGAGUUUGAUCGUAUCUGAAUUUUCCUAUCCUCUGUCAUUUGUCGACUAGUGUCUGUUCCUGUCUCCCUACUUGGCCCUUCAUCCAUCAAGCCAUAGGACCCACUUUAUGCUAAUCAAAUUGUAUGAAUUUGGGGUCAAAGCGUAUCUUAAAAAUAAUAUUACUCGUCAUUAGACAUUAAUCUUACUUUACAAUGUUGCAACAAUUCAAGCUCUAGAAAUUUAGACUUUCGGUGGCUAACUUUGCAUUUCUUUUUUCUUUUCGUCUAUAUAUUAUAUUACUGCAGGGUGCCGAAGUUUAGUUGAAUUUUUAUUAGAAUUUUACAAGUUAAAAUGUAAUGUCUUAAUCUUGUGAGUUGCUAUUAAUAUUAGUUGAUAGAUAAGUGCACCGACUCCAUGAAUUAUUUGCGUGUCGACACAAUAAUGAUGUCUUAUUUGCCAUAGAUUCGUCCAGAGAAAAAAACAAAAUUUAUGUAUAACUUCUUAAGUAUAGUUAGUAUUGAUUUAGUUUUAAUUAGACUUUAACUACA